ACUGACACAGACACCAAAUCCCCCUGCUCCUGCAUUAUGGCGUCACUGAUGACACAAGCACCACCUUGGACUGGCAGAGAACCAAGUGCCACCAGCCCUAUUCCCUCUCCUGCAUUGGCUGCAAGUCCCCAGCCCCGUGCAGUGCAGCACAUCCAAGCAGGGCAUCCCCUGCACACUCUGGUGCUCCGAGCGCUCCCAUCCUGGCAGGCUGCUGCACCAUGUUCCUCUUCUCCAAAAAGCACAAGACCCCCGUCAGCACUUACACUGACUCCUACCGCCCGCCGCACUCUGUCAAACACGCCAUCUCUGACCGGAGGCUGGUGGAGACCUGGAAAGAAAACAAGUUCUUGACACAGGGAUUAACGAUGCCUCCGGGGCCAAGCCCGACAGUCCAAGCUCCGCCCGAUCUGAGGGCAGCUGUGCGGGGGUACUGCAAGAGCACCAUGUACCCCGCUGCCUACAGUCCUGGGAACUUCACAUCCAAAGAGAAGUACAGGCCAGUUUUUGCCAGUGAAAACAAAUACAUGUCCUGGAGAACAAGUCCAAGCACUGCAGCCUGGAGUAUGGAAUCUUCUUCCCUCUCUCUCCUGCCCAAGGAGACAAGGAUGAACACCCGGCUGUACAGCAUACCCGUGAUGUGCCCCCUGAGACCCACCUGCCUCAAUCAGUAUGAGAAUGUGGUGCUUGCUGACACGAUGCACAGGGUGCCAGUGUACACCGUGACAGGGAGGAUACCCUUCCAGAGCUACUACUUCCCCUGCUCUGGGCGCCACUGCUGCCUGCGAGGGAUUGACUGCUACCUUGAUGGGACACCUGCCACCAGGAAGAAACUCUUUGCAGUAGAGGAGAGCACAGGGGCUGGAGCAUCUCCCAUAUAA
Messenger RNA from Pezoporus occidentalis (night parrot), 878 nucleotides. RefSeq names its product sperm microtubule inner protein 6 (gene SPMIP6). Bases 219 to 878 code for a protein of 219 amino acids. The transcript is spliced from 6 exons. The record is from RefSeq and is a predicted model, not a curated record. Lineage: Eukaryota; Metazoa; Chordata; Aves; Psittaciformes; Psittacidae. Gene Ontology annotation, cellular component: perinuclear region of cytoplasm; manchette. Gene Ontology annotation, molecular function: alpha-tubulin binding.